Messenger RNA from Dioscorea cayenensis subsp. rotundata (Guinea yam), 5454 nucleotides. RefSeq lists its product as uncharacterized. The transcript has 15 exons. Gene Ontology annotation, biological process: RNA modification; protein phosphorylation. Lineage: Eukaryota; Viridiplantae; Streptophyta; Magnoliopsida; Dioscoreales; Dioscoreaceae. The record is from RefSeq and is a predicted model, not a curated record. Gene Ontology annotation, molecular function: ATP binding; oxidoreductase activity; RNA binding. Bases 245 to 5209 code for a protein of 1654 amino acids.
UCCAUAAACAUCAAAAAGUUGGCACCUUUACCGCCCCCGAACCGCCUGCCGGGGCCUCCAUUCUGGCGAUUCCAAGCUGGGAUUUUUAUGGUCUCCUGGCGCUCCUCGGCCGGCUUCCCCUCUCCCGACCAUUUUGCGCUUCAAUUUCUCAUCCUUGGAGUUGUUUUCCUGAGUUUUUUGGGCUAAAGAUUUCAUCUUGUAAUGGUGGUUUCUGAGUGAUUCUUUGACUUUGUGGAGGUUCUUAAUGGGCUGCAUUUGCUCCAAGGGGGCGAAACCGACGGAAGAGGUCGAGGUUCAGCAUGAGAAGGAGCCGAGCAAGUCGCCGAAACUGUUGUUCACUUCCUCAAGGAGACAGAAUAUAGGUUUUGUGGAAGUUGAUGGCAUUGGUGGUAAUGAUUUGAGGUUUGUGUCCAAAUCUCAGGAGGCCGUGGUUGUUCCGGUGUCGGUGGCGUCUGUUGAUAGGAUUAUAAUAGGAGGUCAUCAAAGAAGAGCUACUGUGGAUGUUGGCGUUCAUGGUACUGUUUCUAAGGGUGUUGCUUUAGGAGAUGAGGAUGAGCCUCAAAUGGGGAUUGUGGAUGUGCCUGAUGGGUUCAAGGGGGAGCAUGUAGCCGCCGGAUGGCCAUCUUGGUUGACUGUUGUUGCCGCAGAAGCAGUAAAAGGAUGGUUGCCACGCAAAGCAGAAUCAUUUGAGAAGUUAGACAAGAUUGGACAAGGCACUUAUAGUAAUGUGUACAAAGCCCGUGAUCUUGAAACUGGCAAAAUCGUGGCACUGAAGAAAGUGAGAUUUGUUAAUAUGGAUCCCGAGAGUGUGCGGUUCAUGGCAAGAGAGAUUCAUAUUUUGCGCAGGCUUGAUCACCCGAAUGUAUUAAAGCUUGAGGGUCUAGUUACCUCACGAAUGUCUUGCAGCUUGUAUUUGGUAUUCGAGUAUAUGGAGCAUGAUCUUGCCGGCCUUGCGGCAACACCUGGUAUCAAGUUCUCCGAGCCACAGGUUAAAUGUUAUAUGAAACAACUGCUUUGUGGGCUUGAUCAUUGCCACAGUCGUGGGGUUCUACAUCGGGAUAUCAAGGGAUCGAAUCUUCUGGUCAAUGAUAAUGGAAUUCUUAGAAUAGGAGACUUUGGUCUUGCAACAAUUUUUAAUCCUGAUCAAAGUCAGCAAUUGACGAGUCGUGUUGUAACUCUAUGGUAUCGUCCACCAGAACUUUUACUCGGUGCCACUGAAUAUAGUGUUGGUGUCGAUCUGUGGAGUGCUGGAUGUAUUCUUGCUGAGUUGCUUGCUGGGAAACCAAUCAUGCCAGGACGAACUGAGGUAGAGCAAAUGCACAAGAUUUUUAAGCUUUGUGGCUCACCGUCUGAAGACUUCUGGACCCAUUCAAAAUUACCACAUGCCACCAUUUUUAAGCCACAACACCCUUACCAGCGUUGUGUCCGGGAAACGUAUAGGGAUUUCCCUUCUUCGGCUUUAGAUCUUUUGGAUACCCUUCUUGCAAUAGAACCUGCUGAUCGAGGAACGGCAUCUGCUGCACUUAACAGCAGUUUCUUCACCACAAAUCCUCUUGCUUGUGACCCUUCGAGUUUGCCUAAAUAUCCGCCAAGUAAGGAGCUUGAUGCUAAGCUUCGGGACGAGGAAGCCAGAAGACAAAGAGCGGCUCUGAAAGCACAUGGUGGAUCAGUGAGAGGAUCAAGAGAGCCUAAUGGAUAUCCGGUAGCUGGUACUCUUGCAGAAUCACAUAAUCAACAUGCACGAGAGGAUGUUGCAGCAGGAUAUAUAACAGACAAUGGUGUAGCAAGUGUAGUUUGGAAUCAUAAAACAGUUCCGGGUCGUUCAUCAACGACGUUGAGGCGAUCAAGUGGCCCGCAAUUAAAGACACAGGGAUCAUACAAGUCUCAAAAAGGCAAUGCUGGCUUUGCGAACUUUCCAGGUCUAGGGACAGGAAGCAACAUUGUGAAAUCAGAUAAUUUCAGGGAACCGACUAAGCAUCAACAUUGGCCAGAGCAUCGACCAAGCAAUCGAUACAAUCAGCUUGAUGUGGCUGAUGCAUCUAAUCAUGUGCUUGAUAGACCUUCCUCCACUCAUAAUAAAGAUUUAGGAGUCAAGGACACUACAAUAAUGGGUUAUGGGACUAAGAAAAGUCGAAUUCAUUACUCUGGACCGCUAAUGCCACCGGGCGGGAACAUUGACGACAUGCUCAAAGAGCACGAAAGACAAAUCCAACAGGCAGUACGCAAAGCACGCUUAGACAAAGACAAGACCAAAAAACACUUUGGUUAUCUCUCCAAGGAGAACAUGGAGGACAAGGUGGUUCUCAUCACUGGUGCUUCUUCUGCCAUUGGAGAGCAAAUUGCAUAUGAAUAUGCUAAAAAAAAGGCGAAUUUAGUAUUGGUUGCUCGAAGAGAUCAUCGUCUUCGAGGGAUAAGAGAGAAUGCACGAUUGUUAGGUGCCAAAACUGUACUUAUAAUGGCAGCUGAUGUUGUCAAGGAGGAUGAAUGCCGGAGAUUUGUCGGUGAUACCAUCUCGUAUUUUGGCCACUUGGAUCAUCUAGUGAACACCGCAAGCUUGGGGCAUACCUUUUAUUUCGAUGAAGCUCACGACACUAGUGUAUUUCCUCACUUGAUGGAUAUUAAUUUCUGGGGCAAUGUAUAUCCGACAUGCGUCUCACUUCCGUAUUUGAAACAAAGCCAGGGACGGAUUGUUGUCAAUGCGUCGGUGGAGAGCUGGAUGCCAAUGCCAAAGAUGAGCCUCUAUGCUGCAGCGAAGGCGGCUGUGAUUAGUUUCUAUGAGUCAUUGAGGUUUGAAGUGAAAGACGAGGUUGGAAUUACUAUUGCAACUCAUGGGUGGAUCGGCAGUGAGAUGAGCACAGGCCGGUUUAUGCUAGAGGAGGGCUCGGAAAUGCAAUGGAAGGAAGAGAGAGAGAUGUUCUCAGCUGGACAUUUCGCCUUCUCUUUGCGAACCAUGGAACAAGGAAGCUCUCGCACAGCGGAACAAGGCAGCCACUCCUUGAAGGCCCUCCUCCCCGGAAACUGCUCACAGCACCUCCAACUGCAGUUCAAUAUCAGCAAUGGGGAUAAAUGCAUGACUAUCAGAAAUGAGAGUAGUAAUAGAAUUAUGGUCAUGAGCAUUUCAUCAUCCUCCUCAAGGAACCUCUUGAGAAUUCAUUCAUGGCUGCCAAAUCCCUCACAAGCAUUUCAACAAACAACUUCAGUCCCUUCCCUCAUUGAUGCCAUUGCCAACCUCUCCGCCUCCAACCAACUCUCCAACGCCUUCACUGCCUUCUCUCUUCUCCAAGUCCACUCCCCUUCCUCCUUCCUCCUCCUCCGCCCCAUCUCCUCCCUCCUUUCAUGCUCCACCACGCUUAAAUCCCUCCCCCAUGGCCUCCAACUCCAUGCACAAUCCAUUACUCUUGGUUUCCUCACCAACCAUCUCAUUGCACCCCGGCUUAUCUCCUUCUACACCUCCCUUGGCCUCCUCUCUGAUGCCCGUUCGCUUGUUGUUGAUUCAUUGGAUGCCUUUCCGUGGAACGUGCUCAUCUCCAGCUACGCAAAGAAUGGGUUUUUCUUGCAGGCUGUUGAUGCUUAUAGAGAUUUGGUUGGGAGAGGCGUGGAGCCAGAUAGCUUCACUUAUACUAAGAUGCUCAGUGUCUGCGGUGAGGUUGUUGAUUUGGAGCUUGGGAAGGAGGUGCAUGCUCGGGUAAUGGUAGGUGGUGCUGGUUGGGAUUUGUUUGUGAUGAAUGCUUUGGUGGGAAUGUAUGGAAAAUGCGGGUCACUUGAUGUUGCGCGGAAGUUGUUUGAUGAAAUGCCUGAGAGAGAUGUGGUUUCUUGGAGUAGUAUGAUAUCCGGUUAUGCAUUCAAGGAGAUGUGGAAGGAAGCAUUUCAGGUGUUUGAUUGGAUGCGUGCAGAGCGUGUGGAGGUGAACUCUGUGACUUGGAACACAAUUGCCUCGGGAUAUUUGCAGGUUGGUAAGCAUGAAGAAGCAUUGAGGCUGAUAUCUCAGAUGAUUUGGAAUGGCUCUGGUGUGGAUUUUGUGACAAUGGUUAUCGGUCUCAAUGCCUGUUCAAGGUUUGGUUCUCUUAAAUCGGGGAAGGAGAUUCAUGGAUUGGCUGUGCGAAUGUGUUCUGAUGAAAUGGAAACUGUGAUGAAUGCUUUGAUUACAAUGUACUCGAGGUGUAAGAGUAUAAAUUAUGCUCGCAUUGUGUUUGGAAGAGCUAUGAAUCGGAAUUUGGUUACUUGGAAUUCGAUGAUUGCGGGCUUUGCACUUGAAGAUCAAGUGGAGGAAACUUCUCUGGCAUUCCAAGACAUGGUCUUAUCUGGUCUUCAACCAAACUAUGUGACAGUUGUAACGGUACUCUCACUUUGUGCCCGAGUGGUGAACCUUCAGCAUGGUUGUGAACUGCAUUGUCACAUUAUCAAGCAUGGAUACAAAGGCUACCGUCUGCUCUGGAAUGCUCUUGUAGACAUGUACUCCAAGUCGGGGAGGAUAUUGAUCGCCAGAAGAGUUUUUGACACAAUGAGUGAUCGUGAUGGAAUAUCCUACACUUCACUGAUGGCAGGUUAUGGGAUGCAAGGGGAUGGACAUUCAGCAGUGAAACUCUUUGAAGAGAUGAUUGAGUAUGGUAUUAAGCCAGACCAUGUAAGCAUGGUGGCGAUUCUCUCGGCUUGUAGCCACUCUGGGCUUGUCUCUGAAGGUGAGAUGCUAUUCGACAAGAUGAUUAACUUGUAUAAAAUUGCUCCUCGUAUGGAGCACUUCUCUUGUAUGGUGGAUUUAUAUGCUCGAGCAGGAUUGCUAUCAAAGGCUGAAGAGAUGCUGAAUAGAACACCAAUCCCUCCAACAGCAGCGAUGUGGGCAGCUCUUGUUGGCGCAUGUCAGGUUCAUGGUGACACAGAGAUCAGUGAGCGGGCAGCUCGCAAGCUUUUGGAUAUGAAUACGGACAACGCAGGAAAAUAUGUACUGAUUGCCAACAUGUAUGCUGCUGCUGGGUGCUGGGGAGAGCUUGCAAAAGUGAGAACACUGAUGAGAGAUUUGGGUGUGAGGAAGGCGCCUGGGUGUGCUUGGGUAGACUUGGGGACUGGAUUCCAUCCAUUCCUGGUCGGGGACCGAUCGAGCCCGCUUUCACCUGAGAUUUAUGAUGUCUUGGAUGCAUUAUUUGAACAAAUGAGAGACACUGGGAAUAUUGAUGCUGAAAUGCUAGCGUUUGAUGAGCAAGUGGAAGCAUGAAAUCUGAGUUUCAGAAUCCAAGUGUUCCAGUGCCAUGGUUUCUAUAGCUGAUGAUACAACUUGAGUUCCAAGUGAGUUGCUGACUGAAUUUUCAGUGAACUGAUGAUACAAUUGAAUUUCAGGAAUGCAGUGAAUGUUGCUAGGAAUGUUAGCCAUGAAAUGCUAGUGUUUGAUGAGAGCAAAUGGAAGUAUGAAUUCUGUGUUUAAGAAUUCUAGUGUUCCAAUGCCUUUGUUUCUGUAGCUGA